AUGCAAGGCACCAAGAAAUCCGGGCUCGCUGGCUUGACUGCAGGGAGGCCCUCUGCGCUCCCAAGGGCUGCUCCAGCCUGUCCAGAAGCAGCCCAGCUCUUCUGGAUCCACGGAGAGCCACCAGAGUCACACCGUAUGCCCUGGACAGCCACGCGGCUCCUGCACACAGAGAGCGAAGUUGCAGGGCAUCUGGAAGGCACAGGGGCCAAUCCCCCAUGUCACGGGGGAACCCAGGUCCUCCCAGGCCGGACUCCCCAUGUGCAGGGCCCAAAGCAGGCCCGGACAGCAGCUGAAAGGGGAGGACUCCUCACAAAUGCCAAGGAGGGGGGCGCUGCCCCUCUGCCGGACCAGCCUACGGCUGCCCCCCAGAAAGGUGGCAAUCCACCAGAUGCCCCCCCGCAAGAAGGCACCGGUGAGAAAUCAUUUCAAGGCUCCAGUGGUGCUACCUCAGGGGCCUACAAUGUGACAGCCCUCGCCACAUCCUCCCUGCUGGGCCUCCUCCAGACCAUCAAGGACCACGUCACCAAGCCCACCGCCAUGGCCCAGGGACGUGUGGCCCACCUCAUCGAGUGGAAGGGGUGGAGCCCCAACCAGGUGGGUUGGGGGCAGGCUCCCCCCGAAGAGGCGCUCUACGAGGAGCUGACGGACGAGCUGAAGGAGGCUCGCUUUGCGGCAGGCGUGGCAGAGCAGUUUGCCAUCACGGAAGCCACACUGAGUGUCUGGCCCUCGCUGGAUGAAGAGGCGCAGAGCUAUGGGCGAGGCUCAGAGGACGCGAUCCAGCUCCCAGACCUGGAAGGCCUCUGCCUGCAGGAGAAUCUUCGGUUCUGCCCACCGGCCUUGGCAGGCGGCCCCCGGACCUUCUUGCUUUCCACCCGCGAAUCCCCCAUCCCAGACCGGCCCUCAGAAGCGAACGGCUGGGGCACGGCAACAGGCGGCUCGGGAAGGGGAGACAGGGAGCGGGCAAGCCUCCCCGGCUCCCUCAGGCAACAGCGGAGUGCCACGUCCCUGCGCUACGCGGACAGCAGCUCUCCCUCGGAGGAUGAAGUCUUCUACGACUAGGCCAGGCCCUCGGGCAGGGAGUCGGCGGCUCCAAGGGGGCUGGACGCGUGACUGACAGGGGCCUUGGAGCAGAGACCAAGAGGGGCCUUUUCUCGGGCCCAUCCCACCUUCCUCUGGCUCUCCUGGCCUGCCCCAGAGGAGGAGGGGAAGCGAAUCACCGUCCCAGGGCCGCCUCUGCUGCAGGAGAACGCCGUGCUCUGGCACAUGCCCGCACAGCUCACCUAAUCCGUUAUUAGCCCUUCCGGUGUUGCGACUGACCUGUACAGCUGACCAGGCCAACGCACGUGGACUGACUGAGGGGCUCCCAGCACUGCGGAGGACAGACCUGCAUGCUCAGGCCGUGCAUCCCUUCGGGUUUUCCUGCCUACGUGCUGUGUGUUUCCAUGCUUGCUAAGGUUCACAGAGCAACGGCGAAGCUUCCUUAUCGGCUGAUGGUGCCUGGU
This is a messenger RNA of Candoia aspera, 1502 nucleotides long. RefSeq names its product family with sequence similarity 131 member C (gene FAM131C). NCBI's taxonomy places the organism in Eukaryota, Metazoa, Chordata, Lepidosauria, Squamata, Candoiidae. The record is from RefSeq and is a predicted model, not a curated record. The coding region runs from base 1 to 1059 and encodes 352 amino acids. The transcript has 6 exons.